AUGUCAAUUGUCUCAUUACUAGGAAUAGAAGUCCUCAACAAUCCCGCCAAAUUCACCGAUCCAUAUGAAUUCGAAAUCACCUUCGAAUGUCUAGAACCCCUCAAAGAAGAUCUAGAAUGGAAACUAACCUACGUCGGAUCCUCCCGUUCUCUUGAUCAUGAUCAAGAACUAGACUCAAUCCUAGUCGGACCAGUCCCUGUCGGGGUCAACAAAUUCUUAUUUCAAGCAGAUGCACCUUCGCCGGAAUUAAUCCCGGCUAAUGAAUUGGUUAGUGUUACGGUUAUUUUAUUGAGUUGUAGUUAUGCUGAUAGGGAGUUUGUGAGGGUGGGGUACUAUGUGAAUAAUGAGUAUGAUAAUGAGGAGUUGAGGGAGAAUCCGCCAGCUAAAGUGAUGGUGGAUCGGGUUGUUAGGAAUAUUUUGGCUGAGAAACCUAGGGUGACUAGGUUUAAUAUUGUUUGGGAUAAUGAAGAUGCAAAUACAGAUCAAUAUCCUCCUGAACAGCAAGUAGAUGAAGAAGAAGAGGAGGAGGAAGAAGAAGAGGAGGAAGAUGAAGAUGAAGAGUUGGAAGAAGAAGAAGAAGGGGAAGAGGGUGAAGAAAAUGGAGAGCAAAAACAACAACAAGAUGGGGAAGACAUUGAAGAAGAUCUUGAAGAUGAAGAAGAUGAAGAAGACGAAAUACAGACUCCUGCUGAUGAUGCUGAAGAAGAUAUAGAGGAAGAUCUCGAAGAUGAAGAAGAUGUUGAAGAUAUAGAUGAUACAGAAGAAAUAAACACCCCAAAGGAUUAG
Hemisphaericaspora subhashii is the source of this 786-nucleotide messenger RNA. RefSeq names its product nucleosome assembly factor (gene ASF1). The record is from RefSeq and is a predicted model, not a curated record. Gene Ontology annotation, cellular component: nucleus. Gene Ontology annotation, molecular function: histone binding. Bases 1 to 786 code for a protein of 261 amino acids. The transcript has a single exon. Gene Ontology annotation, biological process: nucleosome disassembly; DNA replication-dependent chromatin assembly; nucleosome assembly. NCBI's taxonomy places the organism in Eukaryota, Fungi, Ascomycota, Pichiomycetes, Serinales, Debaryomycetaceae.